Messenger RNA from Danio aesculapii, 608 nucleotides. RefSeq names its product TEN1 subunit of CST complex (gene ten1). The record is from RefSeq and is a predicted model, not a curated record. Gene Ontology annotation, biological process: negative regulation of telomere maintenance via telomerase. The transcript is spliced from 3 exons. Gene Ontology annotation, molecular function: telomerase inhibitor activity; single-stranded DNA binding; telomeric repeat DNA binding. NCBI's taxonomy places the organism in Eukaryota, Metazoa, Chordata, Actinopteri, Cypriniformes, Danionidae. Bases 45 to 452 code for a protein of 135 amino acids. Gene Ontology annotation, cellular component: CST complex.
GCCAGAAGAAGAUAUGCUUUUCUUUUGAUUUUACCACUUGGAAAAUGUUACCUCUUCCGGCCGUCUAUCACUUUCCUUGUGAGGUCAGCACAUUAAAAGAUGGAGCGUCAGUUCGAACAUUUGGCAGACUUACAAGUUACAAGCCAGAGGGUUGCCAAGCCAUUCUGACUGGUCAGCAAUCUUCUGCACAGUGCCAUGUCUCAAUACAGACAACACUUGUUGAACCUUUCCAGCCUAUAAUUGGAGCUCAGUAUUUUGUUCUUGGUGAAAUCGAAAGGACUAAUGAAUUAAGUGGAGUUUUACUGUGUGCCCGUGCUUUGGCUUGUGUUGAUGCAAUAGACCUCAGACUAAUGCAAGAAGCCAUUGUGGAACAGAGAUCUUUCUUUACAUCGAGGUCUGAGUUGAAUGCACAAGCUUUAUUUUGUCACAAUCAAGGUGACAAUCAGGUCUGAACUGCUUAUUGUUUUUGUCAAACCCCUCUAAAGCAAACAAGUGUUAGAUUUUUAAAGAUGUAAAUAGUUAGAUUUUGUUUAGAUUUAGAUUUUGAUUGUUUUUGUGUCCAAUAGUAAAAAUAAAUCCUAUUCCUGUAAUAAAAGAGGAAAACCAGA